Messenger RNA from Penicillium malachiteum, 1065 nucleotides. Its product is annotated as amidohydrolase family protein. Gene Ontology annotation, cellular component: cytoplasm; cytosol. Gene Ontology annotation, molecular function: carboxy-lyase activity; hydrolase activity. Lineage: Eukaryota; Fungi; Ascomycota; Eurotiomycetes; Eurotiales; Aspergillaceae. The record is from RefSeq and is a predicted model, not a curated record. The coding region runs from base 1 to 1065 and encodes 354 amino acids. The transcript has a single exon. Gene Ontology annotation, biological process: secondary metabolic process.
AUGCUCGGAAAGAUCGCACUCGAAGAGGCCUAUGAGCGCACUGGCCAGGAGGAGAAGUCCAUCCGCGAAGCCAAGCUCUACAUCGCUCCUACCGACCGCGAGCGUUAUAUGCGCCAGAUUAGCGACAUCAAUGGCGAGCGUGUGGAGCUCUCUAACGCCCACGGCAUCGGCUAUACAGUUGUCUCUUUGACCGUUCCUGGUAUCCAGGGUGUUACCGACAAGGCUGAGGCCAAGCGACUUGCUACGGAGACCAACAACUGGGUCGCUGGUCAGAUCAAGAGCCACCGUAACCGUAUGGGUGCCUUUGCCUGUCUUUCAAUGCACGACCCCGUCCAAGCUGGCCAGAAGCUCCGCCGCUGUGUUAAGGAACUUGGCUUCCAUGGCGCCCUUCUCUGUAACUUCCAGCACGCUGGCCCUGACGGCGAGACCUACCUUUUCUACGAUCAGCCUGAGUAUGAUACUUUCUGGAAGGUCCUGGUUGAGCUGGAUGUCCCUCUCUAUAUUCACCCUGCUGCUCCUACCGGUGUGAUCUAUGAGAAGCUCUACGCCCAGCGUCCUUACCUUCUUGGACCCCCUCUCUCAUUUGCCAACGAUGUUUCCCUCCAUAUCUUGGGAUUGAUCAGCAACGGUGUAUUUGAUCGCUUCCCUAAGGCUAAGGUUAUCAUUGGCCACCAGGGUGAGCAUAUCCCCUUCGACUUCUGGCGUAUCAACCACUGGUUUGAGGAUGUUAAGAAGCCGAUUGCCGAUGAGGAAAGCCGCGUCAUGUGCAAGAAGACCAUCUACGAUUACUUCAAGCACAAUAUCUGGAUCACCACCAGUGGUCACUUCUCUACUGCGACCCUGAAGUAUGUUGUCAGUGAGAUCGGUGCCGACCGUCUUCUUUUCAGUGUCGAUUACCCCUACAAGACUAUUGAGGAUGCCUGUGGGUGGUGGGACAAUGAAGCCAAGGCUAUUGCUGAAGCUGUCGGUGGCGUCGAGAACUACCGUCGCAUUGGUCGUGACAACGCGAAGCGUCUGCUGAAGCUCGGCAAGUUCCACGACUCUGAGGCCCCUGUCUCUAUCUAG